This is a messenger RNA of Dermacentor andersoni, 10906 nucleotides long. RefSeq names its product Reduction in Cnn dots 1 (gene Rcd1). The record is from RefSeq and is a predicted model, not a curated record. Gene Ontology annotation, cellular component: NSL complex. NCBI's taxonomy places the organism in Eukaryota, Metazoa, Arthropoda, Arachnida, Ixodida, Ixodidae. Gene Ontology annotation, biological process: positive regulation of transcription by RNA polymerase II.
CUGCUUAUUUUCGUACCACUGCGGAAGGUACAGUUUGCCUUCUGUUGGUUCUUAUUCUAUAGAAAUGCGCCAACCGAACGGUUGUGUAACGUUCUUGCCGUUCUUACACAUUUUUGGCUUUUGUAGGACUUGUGUUACCAUUAUUUGCGCAUCACGUAUUUUUUUCACCGUCUUGUGACUGCGUGGCGACAGUGAACACGCUGCGGAUAGUUUCAAGAACUUCGCUAUUUUUGAUACAAUCGCGUUUUGGAUCGUACAUGCCAGAUAUGUGCGCAGCAGCGCACCACUAUCACUACGGCGAUGGCCGUGCUUCGAGCGCAGAAAUGUAUCUGCACCGGCUUUCGGGACAAGAAAAGGAGCCGCACAUUGUGAGUGUCGACCACAGUUACGCCAAGGCGUGGAAUGCCCACCCGGACUCGCACCAUGCAAAACCAGCAAAGCUGCUCUUCAUGAAGGAUGUAUUUUUUUCUGAGAGCAAGACAGGAAUCCGCGAAAAUGUUGUGGUGAAUGUCGAAACUUGGAAAGGUGUGGACACACCUCCAUACGAUGGCAGCAAGACGCGUAACCUUAUGAGCGAAUGCGAGCGCAGCGCAUCCGUUUCAUCCAGGCCGGACGCAGACGCAACCAUGUGGGAUGAAAAUGUGAAAAGGCUGGGCUGGACCAGCUCUCAGCAUCGAGCGUUCAACCAUGUUAUGCGACUCCUUCACGCGGACCGGUUGGCACGACUAGCCUACAACAACAAUGCCAAUGAGCCAGUUCUGCGGCGACUGGCCGUGGACCGGACUGCUCGUCGGCUGAGGCGCAUCAUGGGGUUGUUUAGCUGGGACUUGAAACUGCUUCAGUGGCUGCAUCAGCUGUUGAUGGAAAAAGCCACUGUCUCCUAUGUUGCAGCCUAUAUGGACGCUUUGCAAGCCCUGAGGGCGCAGAUCCCUCAGCUCAUCGACAAGCUGGUGGCUCGGCAAGCAACGCCCGGGCGCUCGACCGGCCCCGAUGCCGUGGGUAUGCUGCUGCGACGCCCUUGGGACCCAGUGGCGCCUUUCCUGAGUCAGCACAAGCCAAAACGGCUGCCCUGUUCUCCUCUGCUGGUGGUGUGCCCAGGCGGCCCACGACCCCAGGCGGCUGGUCUGCCCCGCUCCAAAUUUUGGACCUCUCAGCUAUCCGUGCUGGGCAAGCUGGUGGCCGUAGAUCCUGUGCCGACUACGCCGCCAAACGCCAGCCUCAACCAGGUACUGGAGGCCAUGGUGGCUGCUGCACGGGCCAAGGUCCUUGAGCUCAAGAGCCAUUUUUCGUCAAGGCCUAUCAUCUUAAUUGGGUGGAUGAUAGGCGGCCUUGUUGCAUGUCAAGUUUCAUUGAUGGAGUCUGUUGCCGCUGUCGUGUGCUUCGGUUUCCCGCUAGUUGGGCUGAGUGGAUCCCGAGACGUGGAUGACCCGCUGCUGGAUAGCCACACACCUACACUGUUUGUGGUCGGCCAGAAUGCCCUGUCGUGCAGCAUGGAUGAGCUGGAGAACUUCCGAGAGCACAUGAAGGCGGUGUCAGGCCUUGUGGUGGUCGGUGGAGCCGAUGAUUCGCUUCACAUGUGUGCCCUCAAAAAGCGUCUUGAGGGCGUUACUCAGUCGAUGGUGGAUCGGUGUGUCUUGGAUGAAGUUGGGUCAUUUCUGCAAUGGGUGCUUAGUGCACCACACAUGGGUCCAGCUGGAAGCAUGGCAUCUAAGGUCACAGCUGCUACAGCUACAUCUCUUGCUGCACGUCGAUGUUCGCAGGCUCCACUGCCUGAAAGCUCAUGCCAAGUUGCCCUUGGUCGUCGUCAAGGCCGACAAUAUCGAUCUCAUUUCCACCACCAAUCCUCUUCUGGGAGCUCCAACAUGGACAGUGUAAUUUGUUCAAGCUCGAAAUCCAGCUUUGUUGCAACUGGUAUGCACACAAAGCGUGGUUCUGGACGCCGUGUUGGGAGACCCCCCAAGCAGGUCACCGAAAAACCUGCCUUUAGCAGCUUCGCACCCCUGAAAGUGCCUCGUCCCCUGGCAGGACAACAGCGCAAGCGUACCCUUGUAGCACCCACUACAUGGCCAGCUGGCAGCCCAUCCCAACCAUCCUUGCAAAGUGAGCAUUGCAUUCUGCCUGGCCCACCGCCAGCCCCUGAUGAUACAGUGCCAUUGAGUGAGCUAGUAAGUCACUCAAGUGAGGUUGACCUCAUGCCGACAUCUUCACUUUGGUCACAGUCCCUCAUAGCUGACCCACAAAGCAGUCCCUGCUUCAGCUCUUCACCAAUGUCAUCACCCAUGAGCAAAUUUCAGCAGAAGGUUCAUUGCACAGGCAAGCCUUUAGACACACCCACACAAUUGGCUCUGUGUAUUGCCGGUGAGGGUGAACUCCAGCAUACACUCGAUGCAUGUUCGGCAAACAGCACAGCAGAAGAACGGCUCAAGGAGGAAGGCAAGUUUGUUAGCUUGGCAGAUGGUGGUGUCCGAACAAGCCAGCUACAAAAGAGUCUCCAGCCGUUGAACGAGCUACAAGCUGUGUGCUCAACGCAAGCAGCAAAUAGCCCAUUCUGCCAAAUGGUGCUGCCGGCCAGCCGUGCUAUUUCCAUGGUUGUGACACCAACUAAGAUGGAGCUGCAUUCAGGACACUCCGGCAUUUGCAGCUUAAGUGGGCUACCCCUUGGCCACACUGCAAGUAAGGAGAUACUGCAGCCACUGCAGUGUGUACGAAGUAGAGAGUCCAGUGCACUGGAAAUGCUGGCAGAGGCAUCAAGCACUCACCGUGACAGUGACUCUUCUGUCUGUAGCACAUCACAGAUGCCACCUACAAAGACUUUGGGUACAUCCCAUGCUGUAAAAGGCAUGCCUAGCAGGUACAAAGCCUCCAUCUCACUGCCUUCAACAGCAGCAACAAGAACAAGAAAGGUUCGAAUGCCACGUUUCUAUGACAGCUGAUGUAGCCUAGCCAUCAUUAAAAAUGUACCAGAAAAAGGAAACGUCUGAGUGGAAGUUACUGGGUCAAGCUUCAUGCAUCACCUGCAGCAAUUAGUCCGUUUUUGUCACCCACACACACCCAGUAAUUUGGUCCACAGCUUCUCAGUAGAAAAGGAAUGCGCACACAGUAGAAUUCUUUUUGCAUUGAACUUGAAUUCAGUAUCAAUUAGAUAUGGUGCACCAGGAAUUAUAUUUAAAGUUUACAUAAAGAAAUAGGCUGCUACUUUAACAUGUUCAUUGCUGUAGCACUUGGUCUUUAUUCCUGUACAUGAAGACCUACCUCAUCCUAUGCUUGUCCCAUUCUUCAGUGUGUCAUGAUUCAAUGGUAACAAGGGAGUGCUCCUUUGUAACUUCCUCAUAGUGUAGAGAGGUCAGAUACAAACGACAGGUCAGGUACAAAGCAACAAGAUUUUUUCCUCUCCUUUGGUUUCUAGCAAAAGUGUUGCUUGUGCACUGCAGGAAAGCCCUGCACAGGGGGAACAAUUGCGAUCACCCACAUUGCUGUAAACUUGUUAUACGAAGUAUGGACAUGCAAUUUGCUUGUCAUUCUUUUUUCUACUGUCUAUAGACAUUUGCCAAUUCAGUAAUUAUGGUAUGAAGCAUUAAUUCCUCUAUAACAUGAUGGGUAAUUGCCAUCCUUUAUUGUGACAGAAGUAAUUUUAAGCAUGUUGUCGUGGACCAUAAGUGAGGUAACCGAUUCAAAUUGAUGAAUCAUUGAUCUUGCCAUGAACUGGGUUUAGUCAGUUUGUGCCAUACUAAAGUGCAUCAAGCCGUCCCUUGGAACACCAAAUUUGUCCUGUUUCUUUUGAUGGGCCUGUGCAUUCGGCACAGGAUAACAACCAAGAAGACGAUGGGGACACUGUGUUUUAAGAAAAGAGCAGCCAAAGAAUGACGCACGCAGCAAACAUAGAAAAAGACGGGGACCAGCCUCUUUGCCGUCUUGUAUGUUUUCUGUGUGUCUGUGUGUGUGUGUGUUUUUUUUCGCUGGUUUUUUUUUUUAAUGCAAUGCACCAACUAGCCUAACAACGUGUUUUGCUAGACACUUUGUUGUCGGAGAAGUAACAAUAGAGAAUCCGCUUGUAUGCAGGACCUAAAAUUCUACUGGAAUAGAUUUUCCUGCAAAUUUCAGUUGGAUGGCUGCUUUUCUUAGCUCUGCAACCAUAUGUCCCUAAUAAAAGCCCACAGACUAUGUACACUUGGCCACUAAUUUUACAGAACAUGAAGUCAGAAAAAGAUGAAUAUAUGCACAGCCUCACAGCGUAGCCUAGUAUUCACAUUUACAGCGUCUCCCAGUAUAUGUGAACAACAUUGUGAUGUUCGCUUUUACUGACUACUGCUGCAGGCUGCUCGGAAAUAGAACAUUUUCUGAGAUCCGUGUAGGCCGUAACCUUUUGUGGUUGACUGUACCUACAUUAAAUGUUCAUCUCAGCUGAAAUCUAUAUAAAACAUGUUUCAUAGUAGAGUGUGCUGCAAUGACCAAGGGAAUGAGACUUUUUUGACUGAACAGCUCACCGUAGCAGAAGUUUGCUCAUGCAUGGCAUUCGGUGGUGGGUAUUGUUUGGUACUAUAUACAGGUGCUGCACUGGUUUCUUCUCAUUGAAUUAAGCCUGUAUAUGCGUGUUUGCAGCAUUAUUUGAUAUGUAGUGGCCACCACACCCUCUCCUGCGUUCAUUCUACCCUGACAAAAAAAAUUAAUUUGUUUCACUCUGCCCUUGUUAUAGAUUAUGCUCAUUUCUGACCUUCAUCUUGAUACGUGGCUGCGUAAAUCUGAAGAGUGCCAAGUGCAUGUGCAAACGAGUUGCUUAUUCGUUCUUGAUGCUUCACUGGUACUUAUAAAACUGUGCAUCAUGACAUUUAAUCUAAUGACGGAAACUUGCUAACAUCAGUGUUAUGAUGUUAAAAUUGUUUUAUAAUAAUGGUGAAAAUACUGUUAAUAAUAUGAAAACAUUGAAAGGCUUCCAAUGUUCAAUUUGCUUUUGGCACUGGUUCACUGUAAAACUUACUUGUAUGCUUGGACUGUUAAGUAUUGCUUUACAAGUUCAACAUUCUAUACUUGUGAUUGUAAGUUGACCAGGUGUGAACAGCAGCAUAUGUCUAAUCCACUACCAAAAACAUGUUUGUGGUUUGCCCUCCAUGGUCCUGUUGCACUGUCCAGGUGGUGCAGCAAAAAUGCCAGUCAACAGUGCUCUCAGUGCCGUAGUUAUAACGUAGCACAAAACCUGAGCCUCUCUCAGUGAGUGCAUGGAGCUGCAUUUUGUUUUGAGUGCAUGGAGCUGCAAUAUUUGUUGACCACAUUUGUGCUGCAGUGGGAAUUUCGUAAACUUUUGUGUAUUGAAAGCUUGAUCAUGUGCACUGUAUGUCGCAAAAAAAAGAAAGGAAACUGCUGUACCAAUGUGGCUCGCAAGAAGCCGUAGGUGCAGUUUCAAGAUGCCACUGCUUUCGAUCACUGCAAAAGUUGCAUGGCAUCAAGCUGCUACGAACUCUUGCAAGGUAUUUCUUUGUGCAAAUCAUCUCGGAAUCAUGGCCCGUCAUGGGUUGUUUCAUCAGUUGGUCAAGUUGAUGAAAAGAUGAGGUCAGGGACAUCACUAACUGGCCCUGGUGCAGUUAACACUUGUCGGCUAGCCACAGCCCUGCUCCUAGAGAAAGUACAAAUUUCCGUCAAUGGGCCAACAAUAAAUCACUGAAUUGUGUCUUGUUAGCUUUGUGUUAUUCAAGCAAAAGAUUUCUUACAGUGUGCAAGCAUAAUUGUUCUGUUGCUUUGUCAUUUAUCUGCUUACAGUGACGGCAUUGAGGGCCCCUUACCACAUCCUCUUGGUUAUGUACAAAGAAAAUCAUGCCAUCCAGGGAGUUCUCUACUGCAAGAAUUCAAUUUGCAGGUCCUGAUGAGCAAUGAUAACACAAUAGCAUUACCAGGAUAAGCUUACCCAUGCAUUUUAUGAGUGCCUCUGGGAUCAGCAGAUAUUACAAACACGUGCAAGGAUUUGCCCGCCUCACUUUGUGACGUCUACAAGAUAGGCUGGUGCGGGUGUUCUGUAAUGUUAAAAAUGAUUAUUACGUAGUACCCGAGAUAAAAGCAAGUGAAAUUGUGUGAGGCCAUGGUGCAAGCAAAUGGGCUGCCCCCGUCGCACCCUCCCAUUGCCGGGAAGCAACAUUCCUGCUUUCUCAGACCAUGUGAUCCCCGAGGGCCCAGCACUUUCCUGCACAGCACAUUUCCAUGGGCAGUUUUGCACCCUUGGUGUUUCACGUGAAUGCUCGAACUGUUCGCGUUGCUACUGUUGACUCUUUGUACACUGCAGGUGCUACAUGUGGAACAUCGCAGGUGGUGCAGCGAGUGGCUCUUCAGGAAAGAGCACUGGGCUUUUGUUAAAAUUGCAUGAUAUUCUUGUGGUGGGCAUAAACGUAAUAUUUUGCAGACUUUCUUUCACUUAGCUUGUUUAAGCACCUGUUGUAGCGAAGCGCAUUGCUAUAUGCCUUCAUCAGACGGGAUAUAGUUGAUUAGAUAAGGUCACAGCUUAGAUUAAAUAGAGCACUGCUUUUAGGUGCCCGUUCCUCCGAUGAGCGUCGGCAUGCCUCAUCCUCCCUUGGCAUAACCAAGCGAAUGAGCACAGGAAAGAGCGAAGAAAGUGCAAGGGCGAAAGCGGAGGAAGCCACCUUGAAGCACCACUAAAUGGCGCUCGCAUAUGCGGGACCGGCCUUGCGAGGAAAAGAAAAGAAAGACCAGAAAGCUCGUCUUUGCUCAUAGCUUUUAUAGCAAGCGCUUCCCAGUAAAGAUUAUGGUUGCAUAAGCUGCAGUGGCCUGGAAGCGGCCAAUGUGUGGCCAGUCCAUAUAUAGCGCUGCGUGUCGCGGCUCUGCCAGUCGGUGUGGUGAUCAGUAUGAUGCCUCAAUACAUCGCGAGAUGAAAACGCGUAUAAAGCAGUGCUCAAAUUUCACAUUAGGGAGUAUUGCAAUCGUCGGUAUUUUUUAUUAGUUUUUUCAGCAAGCACCAUUUGACGUAGAAUUCAGGAUAGCAGGAUAAAAAUGGGUCAAGAAAGGCCGCAUGCAAGUUCAUUUGAGCAGUCGCGGCAUCAUGAUUGUUAAAUGAAGUAUAUCACAGUCACUUAAAAGUGCCCUGAAACACUUUUUGAACAUACUAAAAUACGGCAAAUGUACAACAUGAGGCUCCUGUGAACAUGUUAGCCAAAUAUUAUUGCACUGCAUGCUGAAUGGAAUUUACAAUCUCUUGUCGAAAACGGGGAAACACCGCUUCUGCAAUGUCAUCAUGCAGGCUCAUCGCAAGCAGCUGAACCCGCCAACAGCUAUUGGCUGAUUUCAUGAUCGUAAUAACAUUCCUACUAAUACAUAAUUGCUCAUUUUGAGUUAAAUAAAUGAAAUGUAUGUAUUACUGCAUUCUCAAAAACGCCGAAAAAUAAUUUUAUCUUUCCACUGCUGGUCUAUGCAUGACAGUUUCGUAUAGCUGCAUCUGCUACGCGUGGCUUCUGAGAUGGUGACAUAGCGUAAUCUACCGCGGCUGCAACAAGGCCUUUCGCUGCCGAGACACUUAACUUUUGGGCAGAGAUUUUCCCCCUUGGCUUCCCCUAGUGCACUAGCAGAGAUGGAAAGAGAUUGCAUGUUGGUGCAAUAACUCUACUUAUACUUGAAAGAUUUGAAAAACUUUUGUAGCAUGAGAUUCGUGAGAUAAUGUCUUUUAAUAGUGAGGCCAUCUUGCGAUUAGAUAAAAAGUGUUUCAGGGCCCUUUUAAAUAUGUCAGGCAAGCAGAAUUUGUUGGUGUGCGAGUUACUUCUCUAUCACAGCCCGAAGGGCACAAACACAUGCACAUACAAUGUAGAGCGCACACACAAAAAAACAAACGGAGUGCCAACUGAAAUUUUAUUUAAUGGGACAGACCUUUGUGUAGCAUAGGAGUUGCGCAUGCGUUACAUUCAUGAGAGAUGAUUAAAAACUGAAAGCGAAAAAAAUAUUUUCUCAGCCUAGCAUUUAGAAAAGAAAGUUCCAUAUUAUAUAGCGAAAGAGACUUGUUGCUGAUGCCCCUCCCUCCCAUUUUAUUGAUGUGAUUUGCUUCCAGGGCCUCUCUUGCUGCCGCAUCUUUAUUUUUGCAGAGAAUCCCAAGAUUCUUAAAUAAUGCCUCACACCCACAGUUAUUUACAUGCAUGGCCAAGUGUCCACCAUCCAGGUUUCUUAAAUUUUGCACAUGCUACCUUAUACAGUAAUUGACGCAGCUACCGGUUUGGCUGAUGUAAACCUUGUACACCACUCAUCCUGUGGAACAUUUCUUGAAAUGUGGGCUGUGUUUCUGGUCACAUCCCCUUUGACUCUGCUUAUGCUUCAGGUAUGGGGACAGCUUUACUGGAGCAGAAGAAAAGGAGCGCACAGGCCACCAUGUUUAAGUUUUGGCUUACCCCAUGCACCACUCUUUCAGGCCUCAGUUUUGUAGACCGGGGUUUCUUAUUUUUUGCUUCACAUAUUACCUUUUGUGGUUUCUGCAAUUGCCACCAAAUCAGCUAAGUGUGUUAUGUGUAUAUUAUGUCAGGCAAAUGUGUUUUUGGAGACACAAUAGCAGCUGACAUCAGCACAAGUAAAGGUGGCAUUAUAAGAGUAAGUAGAGGUAAACUGAUUAGCUAAUAAGGAUUGCAUGUGCACUGCUGAAUCUAGCUGUUAACUGAUUUUGCCAAUUGUGCAGGUGACCGCAAUACGGAUUGUUUGACCAGUCUCAUAUAGUGUACAUCUAAGGCAACUUUUAAAGUGAAGCUUUUUCUGUACUUUCCUGAAUGUGGCUGCUGUCCGGCCGAAUAUAUUUGUGGGUGUGUGUAUAUAUACAACUGUUAUAAGAAGGCACCCACGAAGUGGCUCAUAUAAACAACCUUGUAUGAUGUCCAGCUCUGUUCUACGUAAAAAAAAAAAAAAAAAUUGUCUCCUCCAUAAAACCUGCACAUAUAAUGUUGGUUAACGGGUAUCUCUAAAGCAUGCCAACCGGUUAAAGUAAUGGAGAAUUAUAUUUAAUGGAUUCAUUGAUUUAUUUUAUUUUCGUUGAUUUAACCACUCAGUAUUUCUCACUGGGUUCUAGGCCUCUACUCCAGAAUGGGCAUGUCCCACUAAAUACCCAGAUAACCAUUUAUGUUCCAUAGAUGUCCGUAGAACAUCAUGUUUUAGACAUUGCACACAUCCUAUAGAUAUCUAUACUUAUCCAAACAUUACAAAUACCAUGGAUAAUCUAAGUUUCAUCGAGGAUGCGUUGCUGUAACAUUGUAAGGAUAUUGCCGCUAUACAUAUGUGACGUGUAAUGGAGACUUACUUUAGGCAUGCAGAGGUAUAUAGAACAUCUAUUGGAUAUUUUCCAGUUCACACUGGCGAGCUAUACUUGCAGCUGCCACAGCAGAUACACUAUCAAGAAUAAAUUCAAUAUAAUUUUCGCAGCGCACUCAGUGUGGCAGAAUGCCCACACAGCAAGAUCGUACACAUCGUGUGCACACAUUACAUAUGCCGGCAAUGAAGCACAACAUACUCAUUCUCCUGGACCUCUCACCUGGCACACUGAGCAUAUUAACAAAACAUUAAAAAGUAAAUUGUAUCAGAAAAUAGGCAGAGUAGAUGUAUACAUAUAGAUGCAGACACUAGCCUUGAGCUAUAAAUUGACCACCUAAUAAAAUGUAAUUCUGUCAUAUGGGUGGCAGAGAAAACGUCCUCAGUGGGGGGAGAGCAACUAUUUAUCUGUGGUCUGAAAAAAGUAUUUGUCAUGCUAUGAAAUACAAUAGAUGUCAUGUGAUGCAGCGCAAUACCAUAGCCACAGGCUACCAUGUUGCGGAACAAAAAUUAGCUGAAAAUUUUCAACAUUAUUCCAGAUCCCAACAUUUUUUUGUAUGACAGUGUAAUAGUUAAGCAUUUGAUAUCUUUUUAAUCAAUUUUGUUGUCGGUAUUAUAUCUGCAUUACAGUGGUUACCACGCACUCGCGGGUGCCAUUGUAUCACGUGGCGCUGCCUCCCUUUCAACAUGUGCUGCUGGUAAUUAUUGUGUGAACAGCAUGAAAAAUUGCCCAUGGCUUCAGGAGACAUGUAAAUGUUACAUAUCCUUGCUUCUGAGGUCAUUGCGCCAUGUUCAGAUGGUGCUAGCACUGUGUUACGGUGUUGGGCUAGAUACUGUUUUCCAAGACACAGCGGUACCUUGUGGCGCUUGCUACACCGCAAUACAGGGGUGUGAAUAAGCAUCGUGCAGUAAAGCAUACUAAGAGCGGAAAGGGCACAUAGGUUUACACUGUGCUCAUUGUCUUCAAUUGUGACAUAAUUUGCAAGUGCAUCUGUACUCGUGGUAAGCUUCAUUGACAAUUCUUUGUACAUUACAAAUUCAUAUUGCAGGGAAGCUUACUAAAGCACAUUCACCAUUUUGUAGCAUUAUUCACCUUCAAUGGAGGAGCACAAUGUGGUUUCAUGCCCAUGAUUUGGCUCGACUGCACAUGCUCUUUGAGAAUUGAUUAGUUGUUCAUAAGUGCACUGGUACUUUACUGUAAACUGGAGGGCUCAAGUUGAUAUGGAAGCACAAUUUUUAUUAAGGGGACAAGAUGUUGCCGAGAUGGUUUCAGCACAUAUUUUUUUUUUCUUCCAGGCACCUUUUCUACUAAAAGCUUCCAUUGCAGUGUUUCAAGCCUCUUUGAACCAGCACAUAGUGUAUAUAUAAAAAUUGGACACUGAUUGGAGUAACACCUAAGUUCAUGCCUAUCUAUAGUAAAAGGAUGUAGCACGACCAGACAAAAUAAAAGAAGGGGGCGGGCUGCAGCAAUACUAAGUGUUAAAUGGUGCUUUAUCCUUUCCCUCGAGUUUUGUUUUUGUGCUUUUUAUGGAUCCUCCGCAGUAACCACGCGAGUGCCGAACUUGAGUUUGUUGGUUCAAGUCUCAUGGUUGUUACUAACAGAACAGUGCGAUAAAGGAACUAGGGCUUGGACGCA